AUGAAUUCUGAUGAAAAUAAAGCUGCCUUAGUAGCUUCACUUUUUAAUAGUAAUGAUGAUUCAUUAGAGAGUGAAUUUAGUCUAUUUGGUGAUGAAGCCGCAAAAGAAACAUGUCUUGAUUCGCAAUUCCUUAUUAGAAUGAAUCCAGAAGCUAUUCAAAGAUAUAAAGAUCAUUUAAAAGAACAAUUAUUAGCUGGUGAGGGUGAAACAAUUAUUGAAGUAGGAAAAAGUCUUGAAGAAGAAAUGGAUGAAGAGAAAGGAUUAUCACGUGAUAAACUUGAAAUUGCCAAAAGAAAUCACGAAUUAAUUAUAAAAGAAAUGGGGGCAGUUAAUAAAAAUUUAAUGACAAAAGUUAUGAGAGCAAAUAAAUGCACAGAAAUUGUAUUAGUAAGAGAAAAGACAGUUGAAACAGAUUUUAUUGAAGUUCGUGUGGCUGUUGUUGGAAAUGUUGAUGCUGGUAAAAGUACAUUACUAGGUGUUCUAACACAUAAUGCAUUAGAUGAUGGUAGAGGACAAGCAAGACAAAAAUUAUUUCGUCAUAAACAUGAAUUUGAAACUGGAAGAACAUCAUCAGUUAGUAAUGAUAUUUUAGGAUUUGAUAUUGAUGGAAAUAUUGUCAAUAAUCCAGAUUCUCAUAAUGGACAUUUAGAUUGGACAAAUAUAUGUAGAGAAUCUGCAAAAGUAAUCACUUUUAUUGAUCUCGCUGGACAUGAAAAAUAUUUAAAAACAACAAUUUUUGGUAUGACAGGACAUAUGCCUGAUUAUUCAAUGAUUAUGAUUGGAGCAAAUGCUGGAAUUAUUGGUACAACAAGAGAACAUUUAACAAUUGCUUUAUCAUUAAAUGUACCAGUAUUUGCUGUUGUUACAAAAAUUGAUAUGUGUCCAGAAAAUAUUUUAUCACAAACAAUUCAAAACUUAAAUAAAUUAAUGAAAAGUCCUGGCGCUAGAAAAAGGCCAAUUAUAGUUAAUAAUGAAAAUGAUGUUAUUGAAUGUGCAAUAAACUUUUAUAAUGGAAAAGUUUGCCCAAUUUUUCAAGUAUCUAAUGUUACAGGAAAAAACAUUGAUUUGUUAAGAAAAUUUUUAAAUAUAAUACCAUUAUUAAGAAAACAUUCAACAGAUGGGCCACCAGAAUUUCAAAUCGAUGAAAUUUAUACUGUUGGUGGUGUUGGAACUGUCAUUUCUGGAACAUGUAUAUCAGGUGUUGUAUCAUUAAAUGAUACAAUGUUAUUAGGUCCUGAUCCAGUUGGUAAAUAUAUAACAGUACCAAUAAAAUCUAUUCAUCGCAAAAGAUUACCAGUUUCAUGUGUUAAAGCAGGACAAACAGCAUCAUUUGCAAUGAGAAAAAUACCUAGAAAAGAUGUUAGAAAAGGAAUGGUAUUAUUAUCACCAACAAUAACUCCAAUAUCAUGUUAUGAAUUUGUUGCUGAAAUUGUUAUAUUACAUCAUCCAACAACAAUAACAUUUAAUUAUCAAGCAAUGGUACAUGUUGGAUCAGUUAGACAAACAGCUCAAAUAAUAAAAAUGGGAAAAGAUGUUUUACGUACAGGUGAUAGAGAUGUCGUUACAUUUAGAUUUAUAAGACAUCCAGAAUAUCUUCGCCUUGGAACACGUUUAGUUUUUAGAGAAGGCCGUGCAAAAGCUGUUGGUAAAAUAAUAAAUGUAAUACCAUAUCAAGGCAUAGCACCAAUUAAAUCAUCAAAACCAUUUAAACAAAAACAAUUAAAUCAACAAAUAUCAAAAAUAACUAUAUCUAAAAAUACACAAGGACAUUAUCAAAAAUCAAAAUCAACUUUUGCAAAUAAAAAAUAA
This is a messenger RNA of Strongyloides ratti, 1809 nucleotides long. Its product is annotated as Dgp-1. Bases 1 to 1809 code for a protein of 602 amino acids. Gene Ontology annotation, molecular function: translation elongation factor activity; GTP binding; GTPase activity. The record is from RefSeq and is a predicted model, not a curated record. Gene Ontology annotation, biological process: translational elongation. Lineage: Eukaryota; Metazoa; Nematoda; Chromadorea; Rhabditida; Strongyloididae. The transcript has a single exon.